UGCAAGCCCCAGUCGUAGUCGCACGCUGGUCACGCUCAGUCUAGCAGUAGCAUCUGCUGCGCAUUAUGGUUGUUGCUGUGUACACUUAGUGGCAGCGCCGGUCACAGCAAUACUUAAUUCCUGAAAUAAAAUAUCCACUAUAAUUUCAUAUUCGUAAGAUGUUACGUGGUUUCGUGUUGAAAGUGAAUUCGUUUUGUGGCAUUAUUAGCGUGCGAUUGCAUUUCUAGGCUGACGUAUAUGCGAUAGUUGAUUUGUGCUGUUUUUCACCCACCAUAAAAAUGCAAUGUUUACAUUCGUUAUGAAAUUAAUAAUUGAUAAAUAAUUACUGAAAAAAUUGGGCCAUGGCUAUAUAAGGAUUUUGAAUUUAAUUCUAUUAUUGUUGUCAAAAUUCCCUUUUAAGUAUUUUCAAGACAUUAACACGAAUUUGUUUACAUUUUCAAUACUCGUUUAUUUUAUGUUAUUUCGGUGUGUACAAUCAGUACAAUGAAUGAUAGUGAUUCUGACCCAGGAAUAGAUUUGACAGGGUUUCUUUUUGGAAAUGUUGAUGAGUCAGGGCAAUUGGAGAAUGAUGUUUUGGACAGUGAAUCAAAAAGGCAUUUAGCUUCUCUGGGAAGACUAGGUUUAAAUUCAUUUUGGGAUGAAUUUAUACCCAGGAAAGAAGUGAAGAAGUUCAAAAGUGAUAGUGAUUCCGAUGAUGAAGGUGUGUUGCAAGAAAAAGACACAGGAGAUGUUCAAAACCAGACGGAUUAUGGAGCUGACAAGGAUGGAAAUUAUGAUGUCAAAUCCCCAUCAGCUGUUGAUUAUUCAGAUAUUGCUGAGUUGGCUGAAGAUGAAGCAGGAGAGGGUAAACCAAGUUAUGAGCCAUCAAAUCAAUCUGCAACUGUAAAGACAGAAGAUGGCACUGACUAUGAUGCUGAUGAUGAAGGAACCUCCUUGAAGUCUGACACACAGUUGAUGCCCCCACCUCCUCUUCCAAGUGAUAAAGAUGAUCUUGAUGCCUCUGCAGAUGCAAGAAAUAAAAGAUUGGAGACUCCGCUUGCUGCAAUGCUUCCAUCAAAAUAUGCUGAUGUGAAUGUGACAGAAAUAUUUCCAGAUUUUCGUGUUGAUAAGGUGCUCAGGUUUUCACGGCUCUUUGGACCAGGCAAGCCAAGCAGUUUGCCUCAAAUAUGGAGAAGUGUGAGGAAACGACGCAGACGUCGUAAACAUCAGCAACCCGAUCAUUCUGAUUCAGGGUCAGAUCAGGAUGUUCAACGAGAAAGAAAAGUUGGUUGGAACUUGAAUGUUGCCCCUCCUCCAAGUCCGGACAAGUGUCAGUCUGACGAUGAAAAAAAGCUGCUGCAACCAGUUGAAGAUAAAGCUCAAGGAACAAAAACUGAGCAAACUGAGAAUAAUGAUAUGGGUCCCAAAGUUGCAGACUGGCGUUUUGGACCCGCUCAAGUUUGGUAUGAUAUGUUAGAAGUACCUGAGACUGGUGAAGGUUUUAAUUAUGGCUUCAAAGUCAAAGACGAGCUUACAGAGGAAAAUGUGGCUCAUGAUUUUUCAGAGGAUACAUACCUAAUGGUUUCACAGUUGCAUUGGGAAGAUGAAGUUGUCUGGAAUGGGGAUGACAUUAAACACAGGGUAAUGCAAAAGUUGAAUUGCAAAACUAAUGCAGCUGGAUGGGUUCCAAGCAGUGAUAAUCGAACAGCCCAAGCUUUUAGUCAGCCUGGAAAGGGUGUGCCUCACAUUGUUGGGGGCACCGUUCGCCUAGCCAGUAAUCAAAUUUCAAAUACAAAUGCGCAAACAAAUAAACAAGCAAAAACACAGAUGUUGUUAAAUAAGCAUCAGCAAAGAACUGAAGAAAACACAGACGAUACAUGGUAUUCUAUAUUUCCUGUGGAGAACGAAGAAUUAGUGUAUGGUGCUUGGGAAGAUGAAGUCAUCUGGGACUCAGAGAAUAUGUCCCAAAUCCCUAAACCAAAGAUUUUAACUCUUGAUCCCAAUGACGAAAACAUUAUUUUGGGAAUUCCUGAUGAUGUUGAUCCAGCUAAGCAACGCCUUGAUUCUGUUACGCCAGCUAAAGUUAAAAUACCACACCCUCAUGUCAAGAAAUCAAAAAUUCUUCUUGGAAAAGCUGGAGUUAUCAAUGUCAUGGAAGAAGACACACCCCCUCCACCACCUAAAUCACCUGACAGAGAUCCAUUCAAUGUUUCUAAUGACAGGUAUUACAUGCCACGUUCUUCUGAAUCAUCUUUGAGAUUGAAAGUAGGUGGAGGUAACCUCAUUCAACAUUCUACUCCAGUGGUGGAAUUACGGGCACCUUUUGUUCAAACUCACAUGGGCCCAAUGCGACUUCGCAACUUCCAUCGGCCUCCUCUGAGACGAUUUUCUCAUGGAACCUUAGCACAGCCUGGCCAUCAUUAUGUUCUUCCGCUGUUGAAGCACAUUCGCAAGAAGGCCAAGCAAAGAGAGCAAGAGAGAGCUGCUUCAGGUGGUGGAGAUGUGUUUUUUAUGAGAACUGCUGAAGACCUUACCGGCCGUGAUGGUGAUUUGGUACUUGUGGAGUUUUGUGAGGAACAUCCACCAUUAAUGAACCAAGUUGGCAUGUGUUCCAAAAUUAAAAAUUAUUACAAGAGGAAGGCAGGAAAAGACCAAGGCCCACAAGAAUAUCGCUAUGGAGAAGUAGCGUAUGCCCACACAUCUCCAUUUUUAGGGACACUACCACCUGGGCAGUCGUUGCAAGCUGUUGAAAACAACAUGUACAGAGCCCCCAUUUAUGAACACAAAAUUCCUGAGACAGAUUUUCUUAUAAUUAGAACAAGGCAACAGUAUUUUAUCAGGGAAAUUGAUGCCUUAUUUGUGGCUGGACAAGAAUGUCCCCUGUAUGAAGUGCCUGGUAUUCAUUUAUCGCUUAUUUUGGAAAAGUCGGGAUGUACCAAGGAGAAUUAAAAUGGAUGACAUUAAGAAAGCAUUUCCUUCUCAUUCAGAAAGCAGUAUAAGAAAACGACUAAAAUUGUGUGCUGAUUUUAAGAGGACUGGAAUGGAUUCAAAUUGGUGGGUAAUUAAACCAGAUUUUCGUUUACCUACUGAAGAGGAAAUUCGAGCCAUGGUAUCACCUGAACAAUGUUGUGCAUAUUUUAGUAUGAUUGCUGCAGAGCAAAGAUUAAAGGAUGCCGGUUAUGGAGAAAAAUUUUUGUUUGCUCCUCAAGAAGAUGAUGAUGAGGAAAUGCAACUCAAAAUGGACGAUGAAGUAAAAGUAGCUCCUUGGAAUACUACUCGAGCUUACAUACAAGCUAUUAAGGGUAAAUGUCUGCUACAACUAACUGGUCCUGCAGAUCCAACAGGAUGUGGUGAAGGAUUCUCCUAUGUUCGAGUACCCAAUAAGCCAACACAAAGCAAAGAAGAACAAGAAGCACAACCAAAGAGAACUGUUACAGGAACUGAUGCAGAUUUACGUAGAUUAUCACUCAACAAUGCUAAAGCUCUUUUGAGGAAAUUUGGUGUCCCUGAAGAAGAGAUAAAAAAAUUAUCUCGUUGGGAAGUUAUUGAUGUUGUUCGCACCCUGUCAACGGAGAAAGCCAAAGCAGGAGAAGAAGGAAUGACAAAAUUUUCACGUGGCAACCGAUUUUCUAUUGCAGAACAUCAGGAAAGGUAUAAAGAAGAAUGCCAGAGGAUAUUUGAUUUACAGAAUCGUGUAUUGUCAUCAAAUGAAGUUCUUUCUACGGAUGAGGCUGAGAGUUCUGAUGAUGAUAGCUCAGAUAUUGAAGAAAUGGGGAAAAAUAUUGAAAAUAUGCUUUCAAAUAAGAAAACAAGUACUCAGUUAUCAAUGGAAAAAGAAGAACAGGAACGCCAAGAGUUAAGAAAAAUGUUAAUGGGUGAAAGUGCUGAGCAAGAUCAACGUAAAAACAAAGAUAAGAAAAAAGAUGAGGAGGAUAAUCAGUCUUACACUGGCUAUGGUGCUCAACCAGGGAAAGUUUUGAAAAUCUAUCGAACAUUUAGAAAUGCCGAAGGUAAAGAAUACACAAGAGUGGAGAUAGUACGAAAGCCUGCAGUUAUUGAAGCUUAUAUGAAAAUUCGAACCACCAAGGAUGAAACAUUUAUUCGACAAUUUGCUACUCUUGAUGAACAUCAGAAAGAAGAAAUGAAACGCGAGAAACGCCGCAUACAAGAACAACUUCGAAGGAUCAAAAGAAAUCAAGAAAGAGAAAGAAUGAUGGGAGUGAGAACAAGCAUGCUUCCAAGUCAUGGAAUGGAUGCGAAUAGUAACCCUGCUUCGAACAGCAGCAUUUCUGGAUCUGUGACGACAACUCCACAAAAUACUACCCCUCCACCGCCCCAGAUGACCCAAAUGCCACAGAUAUCUACACCCAAACGAAAAAAACCUAAGCUGAAGCCAGAUCUGAAACUGAAGUGUGGUGCUUGUGGCAAUGUCGGCCAUAUGAGAACAAAUAAAGCAUGUCCAUUGUACCAACCUUCAGCUCCUGCACCACCAGUUAAUGUAGCAAUGACAGAAGAACAAGAAGAGGAAAUAGAAAAACAAUUGAAUGCAGAUGAUGAAGAUUUAGUCAACGUGGAUGGGACAAAAGUAAAACUUUCAGGAAAACUUCUCAAGCAUGCUGAAGAAAUGAAACGGCGCACAUUACUACUUAAAGUACCCAAGGAAGCAGUACAUGCUCGAAAGCGGCGGCGUGCAGUUAAUGAGAUGCACUGUGACUAUUUGAAAAGGCAACAGCGUCCAGCCAAUAGGCGGCGUACAGAUCCUGUUGUUGUCCUCUCUACGAUUUUAGAAAGUAUCCUCAAUGAAAUGAGAGAUAUGCCUGAUGUGCAACCAUUUCUUUUCCCUGUCAAUGCAAAGGUUGUUCCUGAUUAUUAUAAAAUUGUUACUAGACCAAUGGAUUUGCAAACUAUCCGUGAAAAUUUACGACAAAAGAAAUACCAAAGUAGGGAGGAGUUUUUGGCUGAUGUUAACCAAAUUGUCGAGAAUUCAACUCUUUACAAUGGUGCCAAGAGUUCUCUCACUGUUGCUGCAAAACGCAUGUUGAGUCUGUGUGUGGAACGCCUUGGUGAAAAAGAGGAACGACUAAUGCGCCUGGAAAAAGCAAUUAAUCCUUUACUAGAUGAUGAUGAUCAAGUUGCUCUCACUUUCAUUUUGGACAAUGUAGUUAACAAUAAAUUGAAAGGAAUGUCAGAAUCAUGGCCUUUCCUCAAACCAGUCAAUAAGAAAAAUGUAAAAGAUUACUACAACAUUGUUAAAGAGCCAAUGGACUUGGAAACAGUGGCUAAGAAAGUUGCUGCUCACAAGUACCAUAAUCGAGAUGAAUUCUUAGCAGACAUUGAACGAAUUCUGCAAAAUUGCAUUUUGUAUAAUGGAAAAGAUUCAACCUACACUCACAAAGCAGAAGCGUUAGUGAGGGUGUGUCGUGCAACAUUAGAGGAAUAUAGAGACCAGUUAACACAGUUGGAGAAAAAUAUCAGUUUAGUUCAGGAACGUGCCCUUGAACAAGCUGAAGUGGACUCUCUUGGGACAUGGGGCGGAGGUGAAGAGGAGAAUUACACAAUUGCAGAGCCGGACCUUAGAGAGUUCGUUGAUGUGGAAGGUGAUAUGGAGUCUGCAGGCAUGCGGAAGAUAAAGAAGGAUGUUCUCGAAGAAGAUUUGCAGUUCUCAAGUGAAGAAGAAAUUGAAGAUAUGCCUCUGUCUGAUGGAGAACCAAUGCCUGAUGAUGAUAGCCAACAAGCAGCAGAGGCUAUGGUGCAACUUGGGAAUAUGAGCUACUUACCUCAAACUUCAGAAGUACCUCAGGAACAUGGACAAGAACAUGAAGAAAGCAUGGAUGUAGAUCCCAAUUAUGACCCUUCUGACUUCCUUAUUCAUGACCUGCCACAACAAAGGGCAGAAAAUCUUGUACAAAUCAAAACUGAAAAGAUUACAGAUGAUUUGGAAGUAAGUGAAUCAGAGGAUGAGAAUGUGAAUACUGGUGGAGCUCCUCCAAGUUCUGUUCCUCCUCUUGAACCAAAGACUGAAGUGGAAGAUGAUGACGUUACAGGUGAUCUCUGGUUCUAGGCAUGCAAGAUAAGUAAAUUUAUGAAGUUCCUGAAGAUAUGCAAGAUUCGAAUCGAUGCUUACAAUGGUAAUAAUUAUGUUCAAUUGUGUGUUAUUAUUUAUCAGUGUAUUAUAGGAAUAAAAAUUACUGUAAAUAUGAAUAUAUUUAUAUAAAAAUUAAAGUGAUUUUAUUUAUGACAUUUUUUAUAUAAUAUAUAUAAAAAAUAUUGUCAUUGACAUGAUACAAUAAAAAGAACAUUGAAUUGGUACAAGUUUCUUUUUGACUGGAACUAUCCCAAUAAACUACUAGUGGUUCAACAAC
Messenger RNA from Gryllus bimaculatus (two-spotted cricket), 6341 nucleotides. NCBI's taxonomy places the organism in Eukaryota, Metazoa, Arthropoda, Insecta, Orthoptera, Gryllidae. The record is from the annotation of a GenBank genome assembly.